Molecule: messenger RNA, 4321 nt
Organism: Coturnix japonica (Japanese quail)
Lineage: Eukaryota; Metazoa; Chordata; Aves; Galliformes; Phasianidae
Gene: PGM2
Product: phosphoglucomutase 2
Biological process (GO): purine ribonucleoside salvage; carbohydrate metabolic process
Cellular component (GO): nucleus
Molecular function (GO): magnesium ion binding; phosphopentomutase activity
Source: RefSeq, a predicted model, not a curated record
GGCGGUGCGGCCCGGCCCCGGACGCGCUGCGGAAGAGGGAAGCGGCGGGGCGGCUGUUGCGGCUGGGGCUGAGAGCGGCAUGGCAGCGCACGGCUCUGCGGGGGACGCGGCGCUGAGGCGCGAGGCAGAGCAGUGGCUGCAGUGGGACAAGAAUCCCAAAACUUCUGCAAUAGUGAAGGAAGUACUUGCUGGAGGAAAUGUGGGAGAACUACAGAAAUACUUUGGCUCCCGAAUGGAAUUUGGCACAGCUGGGCUCCGGGCUGCCAUGGGAGCAGGAAUUUCUCACAUGAAUGACUUGACUAUUAUCCAGACAACUCAGGGAUUUUGCAGAUACCUUGAGAAGAAUUUCAGUGACCUGAAAAAGAGAGGAGUUGUGAUCGGAUUUGAUGCUCGUGCCCACCUUUCAAGUGGAGGUAGUAGCAAAAGGUUUGCAAGACUUGCUGCUAAUACGUUCAUCAGUCAGGGAGUUCCAGUUUAUCUCUUCUCUGACAUAACACCAACACCUUUUGUGCCAUAUACGGUAACUCAUCUGAAGCUUUGUGCUGGAAUUAUGGUGACAGCUUCUCAUAAUCCAAAGCAAGAUAAUGGUUACAAGGUUUACUGGGAAAAUGGUGCUCAGAUAAUUUCCCAUCAUGACAAAGGAAUUUCUCAAGCUAUUGAGGAGAAUAAGGAGCCAUGGCCUCAGGCUUGGGAUGAUAAACAAAUUGACAGCAGUGUGCUACUUCAUGACCCGUAUGCCACUAUCAAUAAGGAAUAUUUCAAAGACAUACAGAAACAGUGCUUUCAUAGGAAUAUAAACAAGGAAACAAACCUGAAAUUUGUUCAUACUUCUGUGCAUGGUGUAGGUCAUAAAUUUGUGCAGCUGGCCUUCAAGGCAUUUGAUCUUAGACCUCCUUUUGCUGUUCCGGAGCAGAAGGAUCCUGAUCCAGAAUUUCCCACGGUGAAGUAUCCAAAUCCUGAAGAAGGCAAAGGUGUUCUGACCUUGUCUUUUGCUUUGGCUGAAAAAGAUGGGGCAAAAAUCAUUUUAGCAAAUGAUCCAGAUGCUGAUCGACUUGCAGUGGCAGAGAAACAAGAAAGUGGUGAAUGGAAGGUGUUUUCUGGAAAUGAGCUGGGAGCUCUGUUAGGUUGGUGGAUCUUCACUUGCUGGAAAAAUCAAAAUAGGGAUGCUCGUUCCAUUAAAGACGUCUACAUGUUAUCAAGCACAGUUUCUUCCAAAAUCCUGAGAGCAAUUGCACUAAAGGAAGGUUUUCAUUUUGAGGAGACGCUGACAGGUUUUAAGUGGAUGGGUAACCGUGCCAAGCAGCUCAUGGAUCAAGGAAAAGCUGUUCUUUUUGCAUUUGAAGAGGCCAUUGGGUAUAUGUGCUGCCCCGCUGUUCUGGACAAAGAUGGUGUCAGUGCUGCUGUUAUAACUGCAGAGAUGGCUAGCUUUUUGGCAACCAGGAAUUUGUCAUUGUCUCAGCAGCUGAAGGCUGUCUAUGAUGAAUAUGGCUUCCAUAUUACCAAAGCUUCAUAUUUCAUCUGCCAUGAUCCUAAAGUGAUUCAGCAGCUUUUUGACAACCUUAGGAAUUAUGAUGGAAAAGACACAUAUCCAAAAUCUUGUGGUAGAUUUAAAGUUUCUGGAAUAAGAGAUCUAACUACUGGGUACGACAGCAGCCAGCCUGAUCAAAAAGCAAUACUUCCUACAAGUAAAAGUAGUCAAAUGAUUACAUUCACUUUUGCUAAUGGAGGAGUGGCCACAAUGCGAACCAGUGGAACAGAACCAAAAAUCAAAUACUAUUCGGAACUUUGUGCACCUCCUGGAAACAGUGACAUUGAGCAGCUGAAGAAAGAACUGGAUGAACUGGUCAACGCUCUUGAAAAACAUUUCUUUCAACCAGAGAAAAACAAUCUUCAACGAAAGACUGAGUAAAAUAGCACAAUUACUACCUUCAUUGUAUUUGGUAUUUUCACAGCAUUAAAAAUGCAUUAUUUAACAAGUAAGGAUUUUUAGGACCAAACAUCUGAGAACUCAGACUAAAAAAAGACUUCUGCUUUUAUUAAGAUUCAUUCUACACACUGUUGAAAUUAGUAUCUUGUUUUGAAAGGGAAGCAUGUCUACCCUUGAAGGACCAAAAAAAUCAGAGUCAGCUUAUACACCUAAAGUUGUCUGCAAAUGUAUUUCAAUCAAAACUUGUUUAAUUAAAUACUCUAAGUAAUAUCCUGAUUUCUGAAAUGCAGCCUGUUUGGGGGAAACCUAUCUUUUGUCUGUGGGUGAUCUGAUAAUACGAAACUCUAGCUAGGUUUCGAUUUGCAAAGCAAGUGCUGCUGUUAAUAAGAGCUAAAAGCCUGUAGUGAAACUGUGACGGACUUAGAUUCAGUGUUUCAGAAUGUAGUGGUCUUUUGGCAGGGGACUUUGGCCCAAAUAAACAAGGAAGUCACAGUACAUUUUCUGGAGGGUCUCUGCUGUGGGAUAGGACUACAUAGCAAACUCCAAGUUGGAGAUGCUAAGUAUGCCAAACUCUUAUUUCUUAGAAGUGUGAAACAUGCCUUUCAGUACCGUGAACAUGCUGGGACAGAGUGCAUCUAUAUACGCCUUUCUGUUGCCUUGUUGAUCUGAGCAUGAUUAGGUCAGUACCUAGCCCAUGGAUCCUGUCAUGCUGUAUGCUACAAGAUUUUGCUGCAUAACUCUGUAUGUUGAAUUUAGAGCAGAAAUUUCCAUUUCAUUGUGUGCGGUCAUCUGUACUUGCAGAGUCUGAGAGGGUUGCGUAGUGGUUACCAAUUGACUUUGCUAUACGUUAUUUAUUUAUUUUUGUUCUGCACUGAGUAUCAGUGUGUAGCUCCAGCAGCCCAGGUACGUCUUGGGUACAGAAACCUCCACACCAUAACUCCUGGUAUACCAUGAUGGUGCUUAGUUGCUAGGUCAAGCAUAGAUUAAAUUUAGCAAAUUAUUCAUCAGAAUUCCAUGUAAUACUGGGUUACCUUGCUAGCUAAGAUGCAAAGGAAAGAAUUUUUGAUACCUGCUUUGGUCUUACAAACUUUAGAGUUCUAAUUGGAAGAUACAAGGAAGGAUUAAGCCCUGCAUUCUUUGGCUGAUGCUUCAGUUUUUCUUGGCUAAACAGUCAAAGCCAGUAUCUGCACUGUUCAUACUGAGGUCUAUCUGCAUGGUACAGAAAAUUAAUGUCUUAUUUAAACUGAUAAGAAUAUUAAGGAAAGGGCUUGUACUGUUCAUUGAAACCUAGUGUUAGGGAAGUGGAAGGACAGAUACUGGGAUGAAACUUGAAUUUUGCUCUUGGUAGGAUUUAACAUGUGGCACAUGACUUAACCAUAGGCUGUCUUACAAAACACAGUUUCUUGCAUGGUACUUCACCAUGAGCUUCAUUAAAAACCAAUGCCUGUGCACAAGCUGGUUAGGUGAUGUUGGUCAGUGCUUCUAAGAGCAGCUUGGUUGGGGAAUGCAGACACAGCAUGAUCACUGUGAGCUGAGGCUGAGAGAUGCUAUGGAGAUCCAGAUGGCCUGGUGUGUUGUUCAGCUUCCUGCGAUAUGCUGGGCUUCUCCUGGGCUGGUGCUGUUACCUGUGGAUGAUCUACAUGGGCCAGAUUCUAGCUGCAGGCAUUAAUUACUUCUGUCCUGCUGGGAAUCAUUACAUCAGAGAACAUCAGAGCAGAGGCACUGAUGUUUUAUCCAGAAAUGGCAAUUGUCAGGACAAGAAUAAAGAAAGCUUGGAGCCUGGACUGAACCCAAGAGGCAGGGAAUUCCUGGCUACUACCAGAGAGAUGCAUCCCUAAAUUGAGGAAAUAUGAAGAACGAGACUGGUCUUUACAAUAGGCUAACAUUUGUAAUUCCAACACAACUCAACAGCAGCUGUAAACAUUUGAUCCAAGAGGAAAUUGGGAUUGUGAGGCUGGGAAGAAAAUGCCUUGAAAUUAAGGAGUACAAUACUUUAAUCUCUGCCAUAAAAGUAAAAGCCUAACAAUGCUGUUAGACUGAUGAAUUUCGCUUUAAUGACUUUAAUGUUAUUAGUUUGUUUAGUAGUCACAACUUAACACUAUCCUUGAAUUUAGUUUCAUUUUUCUUUCAAUAAGCAGUUUGGCCAGAAGGAAAUGUAUUGAUUUCAUCCUUCAUACAGGCUGUGAACUUUGUCCACGGCAGAUUGUGAAGCAUACAAGUAUUGUACUUGAAUUGCAAAAACAAAACAAAACCUCAUAUAGGGACAACUGGAAUGAUCUAUUAAGUCAUUGAACAUAUAAGCAAUUUCUUCAUAUUCUACUAGUAUGCUUAAAUCUGUAACUAAUUCACUUAGAGAACUGGAGGUAAUCUUCAUUGAACUAAGUAGUCACUUUC